This is a messenger RNA of Taeniopygia guttata (zebra finch), 3039 nucleotides long. It is a transcript of the gene ARHGAP27, whose product is annotated as Rho GTPase activating protein 27. Gene Ontology annotation, biological process: signal transduction; regulation of GTPase activity. Gene Ontology annotation, molecular function: protein binding. The record is from RefSeq and is a predicted model, not a curated record. Lineage: Eukaryota; Metazoa; Chordata; Aves; Passeriformes; Estrildidae. Gene Ontology annotation, cellular component: cytoplasm.
CGGUUUGCGAAAAAACUGCAGCUCAGGGGGGACCCCGAGGGAGCUGAGCUGGGGGAUUCUCGCUCCAGCAGAGGUUGGGCGCUGCCCUCACCCUUCCCCUGCCCCGUGUCCCGCAGGCGGAGGUGCGGGGAGGCCAUGGAGGCGGCGGAACCGGCGGAGGAGGCGCUGGUGCUGGUGGAGUACGGCUUCGAGUACCGCGCCAAGGACGGCACCUUGGUGUCCAUCAAACCCAACGAGCGCUAUGUCCUGCUCAAACGCACCAACCCGCACUGGUGGCACGUCCGCAGGAGCGGGGACGCGCGGCCCUUCUACAUCCCGGCCCAGUACGUCAAGGAGCUGCCGCCCAUCGCCGCCCCAGCCCCGCUGGACCCCCCACCAUCGGGACAUGCUGCGACAGAACCGGCCGCGCUCGUCCCUCAGCCCCCGCCAGCCUACGAGUAUCGGUUCAUCGGCGCCGUCGAGCCGGGGGAGCCGGCAGGAGGAUGCCCGGUGCCCAGGAGGGACUCGGUGCCCAGGAGGGACUCGCCACCAUCACUCAGCUCUUUUCGGGUCCUCCCGGAGCUGACCCCGCGCCCCGCUGGGCCUGUGAGACCUUCGCACUCCCUGGAUGACCUGGCGCGGGUGACACCAGCACCUCGCAGUGCCACUGCUGCCAUGGGGGCACGGGGGGACUCCCCAGGACACGCUCGGCCGCUCGGGAAGAGCCGCUCCGAGACCCUCUGCGCCUCCGGCAAGGAUAGGGACGUGGCCAGGAGGUGGCCGGGAGCCGGCCCUGCGGCUCAGGCGCGCAAGGAGUCAGAGGAGACACCUGAUCCCAUCUACCUCAACAUCCAGGAGCUGCGGGAAGAGGCCGCCGCCAGCUCGGCCCCAGAGGAACCCGUCGGCUCCGUGUCGGACUGGGAAACCCACACGGACACGGCCAGUGGACAUUUGUUUUAUUAUAACCCGGUGACGGGUGAGACCACGUGGGAUUGUCCCUUGGGGCAGGCGGCCGAUGGAGUGAGUCCCGCCGCCUCUCCCGCCUCCUCGCUCGCACACAGCCCGGAGCUUCCCGAGUGGGAACAGCACGUGGAUCAAGGAAGCGGACAGACUUUUUUCUAUAAUUCGGUGACAGGUGAGACGUCGUGGGACCCCCCCACUGCAGGAGACACAGGCAGCCCCCGGGAGAUGCACCCCGGGGGGACGCGGUACGGGCCCAUGGAGCAGAGGCCACCCACUCCAGAAACUGAUUAUCCUGACCUGUCUCCAGAUGAGCUGGAGUGUUAUCCUGAGGAAGACUAUUCACCCGUGGGCUCCUAUGAUCAGGGGGCCUCUCUCUGCCUGUCCCCGAGGCACCCCGAGGAGCUGGGCUCACCCCCGGGCUGGUAUGGGCAUGGCCACCCCGAGGGAAUCAUGUUCUACCCCGAGCACUUCGCCCCUGACACGGUGCCAUCGGGCGGCCACCACGAGCGGGCCAGCAGCAGCUCCAGCCAGGACAGCGGGCUCUUCCCCUGGCACGGCGCCGCGUCACCGGCGCUGGGCAGCAAGGAGGAGAAGUUUAAAAGCCUUGAAAAAGCCGGGGUGCUCAACAGGACCAAGACAGUGGACAGAGGGAAGCGGCUCCGGAAGAACUGGAGCUCCUCCUGGACAGUGCUGGAAGGGGGAAUCCUCACCUUCUUCAAGGACUCCAAGCACUCAGCUGCCAGUGCCCUGAGGCACCCCAGCACCCUGACCACCCCCGAGCACACGGUGAAGCUGCAUGGGGCCACCCUCACCUGGGCUGGCAGAGACAAAUCCAGCAAGAAGAAUGUCCUGGAGCUGAGGACGCGGGAGGGUUCGGAAUUCCUGAUCCAGCAUGACUCGGAGCAGAUCAUCACCGCCUGGCACAGGGCCAUCGCCGACAGCAUCGGCCGGAGGGGCUCCGACAUCCCCGGAGAGGAGGAGACCGAAAUUCGGGCUGAAUUCGGCUCCCGGGAGAAGCUGGGGGGCGGCGAGGAGCGGAGGGCAGCGGCCGGGCAGGGCACGGGCAGUGGCGAGAGUGACACCAGCCGAGUCCGGAACAAACUCCGCAAGUUCCUGCAGAGGCGACCGACGCUGCAGUCCCUGCGGGAGCGGGGCUACAUCAAGGACCAGGUUUUUGGCUGCUCGCUGCUGGCACUGUGUGAGCGGGAGCGAGGGACGGUGCCACGCUUUGUCCUGCAGUGCAUCUGGACCGUGGAGAGGAGAGGUCUGGACAUUGAUGGGCUGUACCGGGUCAGUGGCAACCUGGCCACCAUCCAGAAACUGCGCUACAAGGUGGAGCACGAUGAGCAGCUGGACCUGGAUGACGGGCGCUGGGAGGACAUCCACGUUGUCACCGGGGCACUGAAACUCUUCCUGCGGGAGCUGCCAGAGCCACUCGUCCCCUUCAGCCACUUUGACAAGUUCAUCGCUGCCAUCAAGAUCCAGGACCUGUCCCUGCGGGGCCACUGCAUCCGGGACCUGGUGCUGUCCCUGCCACCCGCCCACCAUGACACCAUGAAGGUCCUUUUCCGCCACCUCUGCAGGGUGGUGGAGCACAAGGAGGAGAACCGCAUGUCGGUGCAGAGCGUCGCCAUCGUCUUCGGCCCCACGCUGCUGCGGCCGGCCAGCGAGGAGGGCAACAUGGCCAUGCACAUGGUCUUCCAGAACCAGGUGGUGGAGCACAUCCUCAACCACUAUGGAUACAUCUUCCCUGAUGGAUAAACCGUGCGGGGACGAGCCCGGCGGUGGGGACUUGAUGGAGCAGUGUCUCCAAGAAGGACUUGGCCAUGUGUCACCUCGGUGGUGGCUCAAGGGAGGGGCACCCCGGUGGCUCCUCCUUGGCCACCCCAUCCCAGCAGGGCCGGAUCCGGGGGGUUGAGCCCCAGGGGGGUCCCCAUGGUCAGUGGAGCCCUGCAGUGCCUCCCUGGAGCUGGAAUUCCCAGGUGGGAGCAGGGAGGGUCCAGCGGGCAGUGCCCGCUGGGCGGUGGCACCGGCGGGCAGGGAGAGGCCGGGCAGUGCCGUGGCCUCAUCCCAAAUAAAGAGCCCAUGCAGACACAA